AGAAUACUUCAGAAAAAAAAAAACCCCACGUUCGGCCCUUCUCAUUCUCCAAAUGAAGAAGUUCUCAACCCUAAGAAUCCUUCACCAUCGUCAUUCUCUUCUCAAUCUUAAUCCCAAUCUCAAUCUAAAUCCUUCCUUCUCCGUCUGCUUCAAUUUCAAUUUCGCUACCAUUCCCCAAUCUCAGUCCUUCGUUGUCUCCUACCUCGUCUCCACCUGCGGCUUCUCCCCGGAAUCCGCCCUCUCCGCCUCUCGCUACCUCCGUUUCAAGAGUUCUCAGAAGCCCGACUCCGUUAUAGCUUUCCUCUCUGCGCAUGGCUUCUCCGUCUCUCAAAUCCACACCGUCGUCAAACGGGAAAGUCGCAUCCUCCAGUGCAACCCCGACAAAGUCCUCCUCCCCAAGUUCCAGUUCCUCCGCUCCAAAGGCGCCUCCUCUGCCGACAUAAUCCACAUGAUCACCGCCGGACCCCGAUUCCUCUUAGGCAGCCUCAACAACAACAUUGUCCCCGCCUAUCACUUGGUCAGAAGUUUCAUCGACUCUGACAAGCAAGUCAUAACCUGUCUCAGGCGAAACUUCUCCUCCAUUGCCGACAGUCGCGUAUCUCCCAACGUCCAACUUCUCCUCGAUAAUGGCGUCAAACGGUCCAGCAUCGCUAUGAUGCUCUCCAUGCGGUCCUCUAUCCUCUGCUCCUAUAAGCUGUCCCACACAAUUUGUGAACUGAAAGAAAUGGGGUUUGACACUUCGAAAACCACCUUCGCCGUGGCCAUGAUGGCCAAAAGGACUGUGAAUAAAGCCAAGUGGGUUGAGAAGGUUGAGGUUUUUAAGAAGUGGGGGUGGUCGGAGGAGCAUGUGCUUGAGGCGUUUAAGAAGCUUCCUUAUUGCAUGUUGAACUCCCAAGAGAAGAUUGAUGCCGUAUUUAGCUUCUGGGUUGAGGUGUCAGGGUAUAGCUCUUUGGAGCUUGUUAAGUAUCCUGUUAUUUUUCAGCUGAGUCUCCCUAAGAGGAUUGUUCCCAGGUCUUUGGUUCUGAAGUUUCUUGAGAAGGAAGGAUUGAGGAAAAAGGGUGCAAGCUAUGCCACGCCUCUACUCCCCAAGGAGAAUGUGUUUCUGAAGAAGUUUGUCUAUGCUUUUGAAAACCAUUCUUCUCAGUUGUUGAAGAUAUAUCAGAAAAGUAUGAACCAAGGGAAUACUACAGAGGAGAGUAGAACAAUCAUGUCAACAUUUUAAUUCAUUUUAUUUUUUACUUUUUCACUGUUUUUCAAUUUUUAAGGAAUUAAUUAGGUUUCUUAAUUUUAAUUCAUGCAUUUUAUUUCA
Molecule: messenger RNA, 1309 nt
Organism: Vigna radiata var. radiata (mung bean)
Lineage: Eukaryota; Viridiplantae; Streptophyta; Magnoliopsida; Fabales; Fabaceae
Exons: 1
Coding region: 53-1222 (389 amino acids)
Biological process (GO): regulation of DNA-templated transcription; chloroplast organization
Cellular component (GO): chloroplast
Molecular function (GO): double-stranded DNA binding
Source: RefSeq, a predicted model, not a curated record